AUGAAAAGAGAUUGGAGGGUUCUAACACCCAUGUUCGUUUUGUUUGUUAUUGAAUUCUCUAAAUUUACCAUAGCUCAAGAUUAUGGUGGUGGUGAUGAUUCAACACCACCUGCACCACCCCCUGCACAAGACAACUGCAAUGGGAUCUUUGUAUCCUACGACUUCAUUUCACGACACAAAAUAUAUCCACUCCUCAAGAAUGCAGAGAAACAAGCAUGGGCUUUCAAUUCUACGGCAACCAUAAUCAACACCGGCGCUUACGAACUCAAAGCAUGGAAGAUAUAUGUAGGUUUUCAACACAAAGAACUUCUAGUUGCUGCAAAUGGAGCGGUUCUUGUGAACGGUGAGGAUUUCCCGGCUGAGGUUGGAACUAAUGGGACUUACUUUUCUGGUGCUCAACAAACAGAUUUGAAAACAUCCAUAAGCACAGGCGGAGAUUAUACACAAAUUCAAGCAACGAUUCAAUUAAGUGGCACUCAGUUUGGGGUUAAACCAUCUGUGACCCCAAUGCCUAAAACAAUACGCCUUGUUAACGAUGGAUUCAAGUGCCCCUCACCAACCAAAAAAAAGACAUCAAUGACUGUAUGUUGCGUUAGGAAUCCGAAAAGCAAGGUCACAACCAAAGCGAUCAAGUACUUGCCUCGCCAAAAGGGUGAUCUAUCACUUUCUUAUGAUGUAGUUCAAGCAUAUGGGAACAACUAUCAAGCUCAGGUGACAAUCGAGAGUACUAGCGCUUUGGGACAUUUGGAUCAUUGGAACAUAAGCUGGGAAUGGAUGAGAGGAGAAUUCAUUCAAACUAUGAAAGGAGCUUAUACACAUAAAAUGGAUUAUUUGCCUUGUAUUUAUGGUCCUCCUGGACAAUACUACCAACAAAUGGACUUUUCGAAGGUUAUGAACUGUGAAAAGAAUCCCACAAUUGCUGAUCUUCCUAGGGAGAGAUCAAACGACAGUGAAGUUGGAAGAAUACCUUAUUGUUGUAGAAAUGGUAGUCUCUUGUCUCCAGUAAUGAACGCAACUGAAGCCAAGUCUGUUUUCCAAAUGCAAGUGUUCAAGCUACCUCCUGACUUGGAACGAACGACAUUGUACCCUCCCGAAAAAUGGAAGGUUUCUGGGGUGCUUAGUGCUGAAUACAAAUGCGGGCAACCUAUCAGGGUCGAUUCUUCUGAAUUUCCAGAUCCAAGUGGUCUUCAAGCUUCAACAUUAGCAAUUGCAAGCUGGCAAGUGAUCUGCAACAUUACAAAGCCAGAAAGUAAGAAAAAUAAGUGUUGUGUUUCUUACUCUUCUUACUAUAAUGAAUCUAUCAUACCCUGCAACACAUGUGCCUGUGGUUGCACUAAUACUAAGAAAUGCAACCCUUCUGCCCGAGCCAUGUUUCUACCUCCUGAAGCUCUUCUUGUACCGUUCAAGAAUAGAUCGGCGCUUGCGGCAGCGUGGGCGAAAAUCAAACAUUUUCAUGUGCCAAAGCCACAACCUUGUGGUGACAAUUGUGGAGUUAGCAUCAAUUGGCAUGUAUCAUCAGAUUACAGUGAUGGAUGGACAGCUAGAAUCACAUUGUUCAAUUGGAUGCCAAUCAAUUUCGAAGAUUGGUUCACCGCAGUGCAAAUGAAAAAGGGUGGUGGACGUGGCUUUGAAAAUGCCUACUCCAUGAAUGGAACCAAACUGCCUGAUAUGAAUAAUCUCAUCUUCCUCCAAGGCUUGAAGGGUCUAAACUUCUUGGUGAUGCAGACAAAUGGAACAAAACCUAAUAGUCCCAAGGUUCCUGGAAAGCAACAAUCUGUGAUUUCCUUUAAAAAGGCUCAGACUCCGGGCAUACAAGUAGCCAAAGGGGAUGGCUUUCCUGCAAAAGUGUAUUUCAAUGGGGAAGAAUGUGCGCUUCCUUCAACAAUCCCAUCAUAUGGAAACCGGAAACAUGUAAAUUUGAUAGUUUUAAUUAUUCUUUCACUUCUGACUUUUGCGAUGUAA
Messenger RNA from Argentina anserina (silverweed cinquefoil), 1962 nucleotides. Its product is annotated as COBRA-like protein 10. Gene Ontology annotation, biological process: cellulose microfibril organization. The coding region runs from base 1 to 1962 and encodes 653 amino acids. The transcript has 2 exons. Lineage: Eukaryota; Viridiplantae; Streptophyta; Magnoliopsida; Rosales; Rosaceae. The record is from RefSeq and is a predicted model, not a curated record. Gene Ontology annotation, cellular component: membrane.